AUGUACAAAAAUAGUCAUAUAAGUAUAGAUGAAAUAAAAGAAAAAAUAAAAAAUACAAAAUUGCACGUUCUAACUUUUGCUACUCAUGAACAAGGUUAUUUUAAAACGCUAAAAGAAAGUUGUAAGAAUUUGAAUAUAAAUUUAAAGGUAUUGGGAAUGGGAGAAAAAUGGAAAGGGUUUAUUUGGAAACUAAUAAAAGUAAAAGAAUAUCUAAAUUUAUGCAAUGAUAAUGAUCUAAUUCUUUUUGUUGAUGGUUUUGAUACUUUCUUUGUUCAGCCAGCUAAUGUCAUUAUAGAAAGGUAUAUUAUAAAUUAUGACAAUUUUUUUGUUUGUACUAGUGAAAGUACUUAUUCUUCCGAUACUUUUUUCUUAAAAUUUAUAGAGAAAAUGCAUUUAAUUUUUCAUAAUAGUAUUUUUAAAAAUAAUGACAAUACUGAUUGGAACUCCUUAAAUAUAAAAAAAAAAUACCAAAACUUUACUUUUUUUUAUAAUAAUUUAAAUUUGCUUAAUUCAGGAGGAUGGAUUAGUAAUGUAUUCUUAGCAAAAAAAAUUUUACAAUAUAUACCUUCUUUUAUUGAUAAUGAUCAAGUAUUUUUAACAAACCUAUAUUUAGAUUCUAAUUAUUUCUUAAAAUUGCAAGAAAAAAUAAGUUCAAAGGAAAAUAAAAAAAUGCUAGAAUUUAAUGUUCUAAAAAAUUUUAAAUAUUACAAUAAAAUUAUUAUCGACAAUCAUAAUAUUAUAUUUCACUUAUUCAGAGGAAAAAAUAAUUUAAUGCUACUAAAUUAUGCCGAAUGUAUAGAGCAUUUUCCUUUUAAACCUUUAUUAAAUAUUUAUUACUUAAAUGAUGAAAAAAAAGAAAAAUUAAUUCUUGAAAAUUCAUUGGAUCAAAAAAAAGAAAAAAAUAAUAUUGUAAAUACUUUUAUAAAUUUUAUAAAAAAAGUUUUUAAAAAUGAUAAAAAAAAUAAUGGCUGUAAUGAUGAUGAUGAUGAUGAUGAUGAUAAUUUAAAAAAAAUUAAAUUAGUAAAAGAAAAAUACAAAAAUCAAAAUGAAUGGAGAAAACAAAAAUCAAUUUUAGAUAAUGUUUAUAUUGAUAAUACAAGAAAAAUUGGGCAAAUUGAAAAAACAUUUAAUUAUUCUGUUGUUGACAUAAAUACUCAUACAUCUCCUUGCAUGCUUCAUAUACACUGCCUAAGAAAUGCUGAUGAUAUAAUCCUCAACAUAGGAUUAAAAAAUAUAUAUAGCUCUAAAUGGUAUGGGCAUUUAUGGUAUUUAUUUUACAGUUUAAAAGACACUUUAAACUUUAAUUAUUUUAGUCUUUUAUUUGCUACAGUAGUUGCAAUUGUCACUUUCAUUUUAAUUCAUCUUAAAUAUCUUCUAAAUUUUUUAAUAUACAUUGAUACCAAUUUCUAUAUAAGCAAUAUGAAAAAAGUAACUUACAUAAACAGAGCUAUGCUGAUACUAAAUGAUAUUGAACUUUCUUGUGUUCUAUCUUUUAUAUUAUCGAUUUUAUUUUGGCUUUUUUAUAUUUUUAACAAAACUAUUAUAUAG
This is a messenger RNA of Plasmodium relictum, 1548 nucleotides long. Its product is annotated as procollagen lysine 5-dioxygenase, putative. The transcript has a single exon. Bases 1 to 1548 code for a protein of 515 amino acids. NCBI's taxonomy places the organism in Eukaryota, Apicomplexa, Aconoidasida, Haemosporida, Plasmodiidae. The record is from RefSeq and is a predicted model, not a curated record.